Molecule: messenger RNA, 3064 nt
Organism: Alosa sapidissima (American shad)
Lineage: Eukaryota; Metazoa; Chordata; Actinopteri; Clupeiformes; Clupeidae
Exons: 7
Coding region: 330-1139 (269 amino acids)
Source: RefSeq, a predicted model, not a curated record
CUCUCUCCUCCUCUCCCUCUCCUCCCCCUUCUCUCUCCUCCUCCACUUCUCCAUUUUCUCCAUUACCCAUCCUGCCAUUGGUCCUCUGGACCGACAGCCGCCCCAGUGAAAGGACAUGGGGCAGAGGGAGAGUGGAGGGCAGAUCAUGGCUGGUGGACGAGGUGACACUAGCGGACCAGGGCAACUACACCAUCAAAGACAGCACCGGCAAGGUGGUGUCCAGGGCCAGCCUGACCGUGACAGCCCACUGGUCCAAUAUCACCGCUUUCAACAAGGAAUCCCUCUACAUCCGCCUGUACACACCACUCAGGCAGGCCCAGCUGCGCCUCAUGCCCGACCACUCCUCCUCCCGCUCCCACUCUUCCACCACCCUCUUGCGGGAUGGGGAGAUCGUGGAGGAGAGACUGUGGCACCGCGGGCGACUCUCAUUGGAGCAGAACCGCACAGGCCUCUACUUUGUCAUGGCAGGUCUCAGUGAGAAGGACAAUGGCAUUUAUGAAAUGCACGAUGGCCAAGGGAACCUUGUGUCGACAAACAUUGUGAGGGUUGUUGAUAAGCAUAUGCGAUGGAGAGCUGUGAUGAAGUCCAUCUCGGUUCCCUCGGGCAUGUUUCUGUCUCUGGCUGGUGUCAUCCUCUUCCUGAAGAGGUACCCCAGCUGCAGUGUCUCCAAGAUACUCAGUGGCCUGAGAGAUCGUCGCAAUGCCACCACUGCCGGUGUCCCCCCAAGAGUACACAUUGAGGACUACAGUGAGCUCAACCUCACCAGUUACACCAGUUCCCCAUACAAAAUCAGGUCAUCCAAACAAUGGAGCCCCAGUCCCUCGCGCAGUGGUUACUCUCCUGUUGUUCAGAGAGCCUAUGGAGACUCCCCAGAGCCAGUCAGAGGCACAGAGAUACUAGGAACGGAUCCCAGUCAGAACCUACUCAGCCAGGAAUCAAAAAGUCUGAGGAAGACAUCUUUCUCUCUGGUCGGAGCCUCUGACUGCCUCCACUCCUCCGAGCACUGUGCUCAGUUUGACCUCAGCAAGGUCAACCGGAACAAGGACGGCAAGAAGGACUAUUUCUCCACAUUACCACUGGACAUGGACACGUCUGACAUCUGCAAACAUAUGACAGAGAAAGCUGAACAGUCACAGUAGAAGCAGAAUGAUGCAGGUCAAUAUGAGUAUGAGGGAUACUUCAUCUGAUGGGAUUGCUGGAACACCCAGAUCACAUGGACCUCAGAUCACAUAGUCUGAUCCCAGGUGCCUCUCCAAGGUGAGAAUGUUCUGCCAACAGUAUGACUUUUGAUCUUGUUCAUUAGAUUGUUGGGUUCUUGACAUCAGCUGCUCAGCUCCCUGUGCACCUGUAAAAAGGCUCAUCACUUGUGAACUGAGGGACUGCAGUGGACAGUGGGCUGCUGGUUUUCCCAGGAACAAAUACUCUUGGGACUGCAGCCUUUUUGUCCAUAAUGUGUGCGGAUUGUGGAUGUUGCUUUACUUGUGGAACUUUUUUAUUUGGCCGGUCAUGCAGUUCCCUGUGUUCCUUUUUUCAGGAAGUUUCCCCACAUCUCUUACAUGGCAUGUCUUAUUCACCACAAGGGCUGUCAUGGGGUUAGAGUUGUUUGACUGAGACCUGUUGUCCAUAUUUUUGUGGAUUGUGGACUUUUCCAGACUAUCCUCACUUCUCCAGCCUUGCAUUCCUUGGAUCAGGAAGUUCUCCCAACUCCUCUUCCUGCAUGUCUGACUCAUCACAAGGACUGUGUUCCUUAGGUUCGAGCUGACCUUUUUGUUGGCAAUUGUCACUGACACACUGAUUCAAAUUUGGUAUAUAGAUGACUUGUGUGUGUUCCCCCGACAUUUUACAGCCUUUAUACCUAGAGGCACCACUUAUGCGGAAGAAAUAGGUUAUGGUCAUGGUCUGUCAAUUCAUCCUUUGUGUCACAUUUAUUCUUCAAUGUCAUCCCUCAACUGCAUUCCUAUGCACAUCACAGGAUCUUAGGUAUGGGUUUGGAGACAAAACAAAGAAUCGUAUUAAUCAUUGAAUUCAUCCUCAAUUAGGGUUACUUAUUGCUUUACCGUUUGUAUCACAGCAUAUUUACACUUCAUUUUCAAUUUUCAAUAACAAAACAAUACUCUACACUCCUAACCCAUGUCUCACCAUCGACUGCGUCAUUCAGCAACUGUAUGGCUAUUGGCUGUAUUAAUUUUCGCUAUCUUAAAUGGCUACCUCGGUGCAUUUAUUGCAAUAGUAUCAGCCCUAAUCCGGUUUACCCUGCAGAGUUAUAUAGUCUUAACAUGUGAUAGUGGAUACAGUGAAGAGCCCUUCCUGUAUGGUGCCGCUGUCAUUGUAGACCUCAAAGGGGUUUGAUGGCAUUUGUGCUUGUAGGCUACUGUAAAUAAUAAGUUAUUUAGGGUAUAUCACAAUGCAUGUGCAUGUCAUCAUGUGCCCGUCUAACCCAUCCAUCCCAAAUAAAAGCUAACUCCUCACCUGACAUAUCUAGUAAGCUGUUACCUGACUGCCUCAAAUAUAGCAAAUGCUGUUUCCUUUAAUAUGUAGCAUACAUUGUUUGCUAUCAUGCUUCAUAUAUUGUAUGUAAGAAUCAUAGACAGGAAAUUGUGUUAUUGAGAUAUUAACACUGAGAGAUGCUGCUUUGUGCUCAACUUAAUAGAUUCCUAUUAUGAAAAUGUUUAAGUUAGGUGGGAAGAAUAUAGUAGGCUACUGUAGGUUUUCUCAACAUCUGAGAGGUAGGCCUCAUAUUGGGGAAAAGAUAACUAAAAUGAUGUUGUGAGCACUAUGUGAACCAGAAUAUUUUGGGUAUUGAAUUAAAAAAAAUCUAGAUUUAUAGUGAACUUUAUCUUAAAUGUACAGAUUAAACAAAACAGUGGUGUUAUAGUCAAGCUUUUCAUAGAAAUGUGAAGGCUCAAAAACGUUGAAUAAUUUAUGUGCUGGUGAUUUGUUUCUCUCUUAAGAUAUCCUUUUUUUUUCAAUCAUACAAACCUGCACUAACCUCUUACACAGUGUUCUUUAACAUGUGUGAAAAUUGUUCACCAUUAAAAAAAGAUCAUCAGACUUAAUCAUUUCA